Messenger RNA from Cephus cinctus (wheat stem sawfly), 1632 nucleotides. RefSeq names its product DNA-3-methyladenine glycosylase-like. The record is from RefSeq and is a predicted model, not a curated record. Gene Ontology annotation, biological process: base-excision repair. Gene Ontology annotation, molecular function: alkylbase DNA N-glycosylase activity; DNA binding. Lineage: Eukaryota; Metazoa; Arthropoda; Insecta; Hymenoptera; Cephidae. The coding region runs from base 254 to 1426 and encodes 390 amino acids. The transcript is spliced from 5 exons.
UUUUUGCCUAUAAUGCCAAUCGAGUUGAGUGCAGAAAAAAGAAAGCACAGACAAAACGUUUCAUGCGAGUAUCACAAUAAUUAUUAACACAAACAAACGAUUAUCGUUAACAAUUUUCUUUUACUUUCGGUUCAAUAUUUAUUCUAUACGUUAAUUAAUAACGAUCUGUCCCAGUACUAAUACAAUAAAUAUUUAUACUCACGUGGAAUCAUCUGAAUUUACUUUGAUAGAAAGAACCAAUUGUUUUGCAAAUAUGCUAUCAUUUAAAGCAAUACGGCACUAUCCAAGGAUUCCAAAUAUGAUAAAAGCAGAAAUGUUCGAUAAUUAUAAACAAGCAAUCCACAGAAUCGCAAAGCUACAUAUUGCGAAUCUUGACAUCUCCAUGAAAAGAACAAGGCUUGCUGCGAAAAAAAAUGUCUUGCGUGAGACUGUUAGUGCUGCAGGAGAAACGAACGUUUUUAACAGAGAAACUCAAUCAACAUCUGCAGACAAUGUUUUACCGUCAUCAAAAUCAUCAGAAUCUUCGACUGAACCAUCGAGACUUAGAACCAGAUUGAAGCUGGAAAAUCUAACUGUGGAAAAAACAACAAUCAGUACCGAUACAUCUGUUAAUGAGAAAAAAAGCACAAAAUACUUACAGGAUAAGAAGAAGUUAAGAGGAGUAGUUGAUUUAGAAAUGAUGAAGAAUGAAUUAAAGCAAUUGGAGGAUCCUCCUGCUACACCUAUAGAGAUAGAACUGUCUUCGACUAGACUAUCAUAUGACUUUUUUGAUGUACCUUGUGAAACUCUGGCACAGAACAUGCUGGGAAAAAUACUUGUUCGCCAGCUGGAUAAUGGGACAAUUUUAAAAGGCAGAAUUGUGGAAACUGAAAGUUACCUUGGAGUUGUAGAUAAAGCAUCGCAUACGUAUCAACAUCGUAUUACACCUCGAAAUGCUCCUAUGUAUAUGCCUCCAGGCACUAUUUAUGUUUAUCUCACGUAUGGCAUGUAUCACUGUUUCAAUGUCUCUAGUCAAGAGUCAGGUGCAUAUGUAACAAUCAGAGCUUUGGAGCCAACAGUAGGUCUGGAAUACAUGGAGUUGUUAAGAAACAUUUGUGUAAUAGAAGGCCGAAAGGAAAAGAAAAUGAUAAAUAAUAUAAAAUCCCUAGAAUCACAUGAACUGUGCAAUGGUCCAUCUGAAAUUUGCACUGCCCUCGAUAUAGAUGAUGAAACUUUCCGUGAUGCAAAUAUUGUCACAUGUCAUGGACUAUGGAUAGAAAAUAAUUCUAGUGUAGAAAAACUUAACAUCGUAGCUACACCACAAAUUGAAAAUGAGCCUUCUAAAUUUAAAAAACCCUCAAAACAGUUGUUACGAUUCUAUAUAUUAGGAAAUUCUUGUAUCAGUCAGAGGAAUGUACUGUAUGAGAAGGAUGCUUGUGCUACAUAGAGAAACUACAACACUCUACACUUCCCUUUAUCAUAAUCUCCUGGAGAAAAUCUGCUGAAAUUUUAGGUGACGGUUGUGCCGUUCUUUUAAGAGCCGUGGAUCCUAUUCAGGGCACGGAGCACAUGGAAAAAUUUCGCAGCUCAAGAUCAAAGUCGAAAGAGCCACGAAAAUCUGUCAAACAAUUAAAACCGCAUGAAUUGUGCAAC